Syzygium oleosum is the source of this 669-nucleotide messenger RNA. Its product is annotated as small polypeptide DEVIL 13-like. Gene Ontology annotation, biological process: negative regulation of cell population proliferation. NCBI's taxonomy places the organism in Eukaryota, Viridiplantae, Streptophyta, Magnoliopsida, Myrtales, Myrtaceae. The record is from RefSeq and is a predicted model, not a curated record. The transcript has a single exon. Bases 39 to 389 code for a protein of 116 amino acids.
CACAUUCAACAAAAGCUUUGAUCCUUGUACACAUUACAAUGGACGAUAUAUGGAAGCCAUCCAAGAAGGAAAAAUGGAGCAAUGGCCAUUCCACAUCACCCUCGUCUUCAUCUUCUAAGUUCGCUCUUUCCAGGAGUUUCUCGGCCAAGACCUCUUCCUCCAGCUCCCCCGGUAACCUCGUGAGGAGCGGCUCCCAGCGGAGCUCGUUAUCGUCGUCGUCGUCGGGUGUCCCGUCGUCCAAGGGCUCGCUCUCCCGGAGCAUGUCGCACAAGGGCUCCAACAUCUCGCGCAAGUGCAGCAACCUGGCCAAGGAGCAGAAGGCGAGGUUCUACAUCAUGAAGCGCUGCGUCGCCAUGCUCCUCCGCUGGCACAAGCACGACGAUUCCUGACAGGACAAGCUCCGGACUAUACAUAUAUAGGGGGACUGUCGUACGUAUAGCAUAGAGACGGAUCCGAUCCAGCAAUGGAUUUUGCGAGAGAACAAGCAUUUUCGUUCCGGAGGAGCCGAUGCGCGGUUCCGAUUUUGUUUUCUGCUUACUCUUCUUCUUUUUCCCGAGGAAUUGGAUGCACUUGUGAUUGUUGUUGCCAUGUCGAGUGAGCUACGCACGGCUUUUCACACGGGGUUGUAAUUUUGCAUCGAAUAGAUUUGAAUCACAUGAGAUUGCUCCA